Messenger RNA from Adineta ricciae, 435 nucleotides. NCBI's taxonomy places the organism in Eukaryota, Metazoa, Rotifera, Eurotatoria, Adinetida, Adinetidae. The record is from the annotation of a GenBank genome assembly.
AUGGUAACUUUACUUCAACGAUGGUCACUUAUCAUCCUUUCUAAUAUUGGAAAGUUAUAUCAAGCUGAUUUUCGUGCAUUAGCUAGUAGUUAUUUUCAAUUACUUGCUGCAUUUUGCCUUCAUGCUGAAAGAUUAGUCCGUGAUGCACUCGAUGAUUUUGAUUCAGAAACUCUUAUCACUCCGUCUGUUUUUUUUUCACAGGACUAUCUCAAUAGUUACAUUCAAGAGAAAAGUAAAUUUCUGAAAUUAACAACAGAAAAUAAUCUUCUUCAGCUGCUUCAGCUAGUGCUCACGACUACCCAUGCUAAUGCAUUACAAACAGCAAUACAGACAUCAACAAUAACAAAUGUAAUAGGCACCACCAUCAUAUAUGCAUAUACAGUAAAACUUCCCAUAUAUGGGCACUCUUCGGACUUUCCUAAAUCGCCCAUUUAA